CUGCGUGGCUUUGGCUUCGGCAUCUUCUGCGCCUGCGCCUCAGCUUGGGAGUUUGCCUCCGCUCCCUAGCGAGGAUGCCUCAAGAUGGCGGAGGCGGCCGAGCUGAAGCACAUGGUCAUGAGCUUUAGGGUCUCGGAGCUGCAGGUGCUGCUGGGUUUUGCCGGUCGCAACAAGAGCGGGCGCAAGCAUGAGCUGCUGACCAAAGCCCUGCAGCUGCUGAAGUCCGGCUGCAGCCCGGCCGUCCAGAUGAAGAUCAAGGAGCUCUACCGCCGCCGCUUCCCCCGCAAGAUCCUCUCCCCCUCGGACCUCUCCAUGCUCCACCUCCAGGCCGCCGCCGCCACUGCCUCCUCCUCCUCCUCCUCCGCGGGGCAGAUCCCCUCGGCCGCUGCGCUCACCCAGGGCGCCAUGUGCCACCUCUCCUACGACGGGGGCCCCUCCGCGGGGGCCUCCUCGGGGGCCUUGCCGCCCGGCCUGCUGCCCCCGGUGCCCCUCCUGGGCCCCAAGCGUGAGGGGGACGGGGCCCCCCACCUUCCACCCCCCGUCCACCCUGUCCACCCCGACGUCAAGAUGCGCCGGCUGCCCUUCUACGACGUCUACGACGAGCUCAUCAAGCCCACCACCCUGGCGUCGGUGAACAGCCAGCGCUUCGAGGAGGCCCACUUCACCUUCGCCUUGACCCCUCAACAGGUACAGCAGAUCCUCACCUCUCGCGACAUCUUACCUGGCGCCAAAUGCGACUACACCGUGCAGGUACAAUUGAGGUUUUGUUUGUGCGAAACCAGCUGCCCGCAAGAGGACUACUACCCUCCCAAUUUGUUUGUCAAAAUCAAUGGGAAGCUCUGCCCUCUCCCAGGCUACCUCCCUCCCACCAAGAACGGGGCGGAGCCCAAGCGCCCUAGCCGGCCCAUCAACAUCACCCCGCAGGUCCGGCUUUCGGCCACCGUGCCCAAUACCAUCGUGGUCAACUGGUCCUCCGAAUUCGGCAGGAAUUACUCCAUCUCGGUUUACUUGGUGAAGCAGCUGACGUCGGUGACGCUGCUGCAGAAGCUGCGGGCCAAAGGCAUCCGGAACCCAGACCACUCGCGAGCCCUGAUCAAAGAGAAACUGACGGCCGAUCCGGACAGUGAGAUCGCGACCACCAGCUUGCGGGUGUCCCUCAUGUGCCCGCUGGGCAAGAUGCGCCUGAUCGUCCCCUGCCGGGCCUUCACCUGCACCCACCUGCAGUGCUUCGACGCGGCCCUUUACCUGCAGAUGAACGAGAAGAAGCCCACCUGGACCUGCCCCGUCUGCGACAAGAAGGCGCCCUACGAGACCCUCAUCAUCGACGGCUUGUUCAUGGAGAUCCUGAACUCGGUCACGGACUGCGACGAGAUCCAGUUCAUGGAGGACGGCUCCUGGUGCCCCAUGAAGCCCAAGAAGGAGAACCAGGAGCUCUGCCAGCCCUCCGCCUACAACGGGGUGGAAGCGUCCCUGUACGCCGUGGGUUUGGAGGGGAAGGCGCUGGGCGAGAGCAAGAAGAAAGUGGAGGUCAUCGACCUGACGCUGGACAGCUCCUCGGACGACGACGAGGAGGAGCCCCCCGCCAAGAAGCAGGGCCCCCUCACUACGGCCGCCGUCCCCUCUGCUCCGGGGACCAAGGGGGUCCUUAGUGGCGAAGCUCCACCCCCUUCCGUCCUGCGCAGCCCCCCGAUGACCAACGUGGGCGGCGACUUCCUGUCCAGCCUGCCCCUCCCGGACUACCACCCCUCCUACCAGGUGCCCUCCGACAUCCAAGGUUUGGAUUUGUUCCCAUUCCUUCAAAGCGAAAACCAGCCGCACUACAGCCCUUCAGUGAUCACUUCCCUGGACGACCAGGACAGCCUGAGCCACUUUUUCCAGUACCGUGGGGCCUCCCCGCACUUCAUGGGCCCGCUGGCCCCCGUAGUGGUCAGUUCCCACGCGGCUCCGGCCAACGGGCGCCUGACCAGCAUGGUCUCCUCCUCCUCCUCGCCCUCGGCCGCCCACCGGCCCCACAGCCCCCCCACCUUGACCGCCUGCCGGCCGGACAUCAUCUCCCUGGACUGAAUGGACAUCGGCGGGGUCAUCGGAUGCAUCGCCUCGCAGCUCGUUCCCCGUUCGGCUUUGGAGAUCUGUCUUAUCGCGUCAGAUUGGAACUUCGUCUUGGAUUCGUUCGAUUUCGUUCCGAAUUUUUUCUGCUCUGUGGAUUAAUUCGUCUUGGUUUUUUCUCGCGUGAUUUGUGGCGUAACAUCAAACAAAGACCUCAAAAAACCACAGAAAUACGGCUUUGCUCUUGGCUUUCCGGAUUAAUUCGAUUCGUCCAGGACGUGGAAGUUUUCCGUCUAUUUGAAUUUUUUCUCUCUGCUAACUGUGACCAAGACUCUGCAUUUUUCCCCCCGGCGUAACGUCCAGUGAAUUCCACCGAAUUUUUUUUUCGUUUUAAGAUUCAUUUGUUGCUUUUGGAGAAAUAUCAACUGAAUUACCCCC
Anolis sagrei ordinatus is the source of this 2484-nucleotide messenger RNA. RefSeq names its product protein inhibitor of activated STAT 3 (gene PIAS3). Gene Ontology annotation, biological process: regulation of transcription by RNA polymerase II; protein sumoylation. Gene Ontology annotation, cellular component: chromatin. Lineage: Eukaryota; Metazoa; Chordata; Lepidosauria; Squamata; Anolidae. Gene Ontology annotation, molecular function: transcription coregulator activity; SUMO ligase activity; zinc ion binding. The record is from RefSeq and is a predicted model, not a curated record.